This is a messenger RNA of Glarea lozoyensis ATCC 20868, 420 nucleotides long. RefSeq names its product Chromo. The record is from RefSeq and is a predicted model, not a curated record. The coding region runs from base 1 to 420 and encodes 139 amino acids. The transcript has a single exon. Lineage: Eukaryota; Fungi; Ascomycota; Leotiomycetes; Helotiales; Helotiaceae.
AUGGCGAACUCAAAUCCCCAACAAUUUGGCGGCUACUUGCAAGACGGCAUUGAUGAAGAAUCCGACGACGAAGAAUCUCUAGCUUCACUAGAAACCGACGACGGCCAAGAUCACGCCCCGAAACGGAUUCUCACGCAGAUAAAGGACAAAAACCACUUCAUCUGGUAUUUAGUCAAGUGGGAAGAUUGUCCAGUGAUUCGAUCAUCUUGGGAGAGUGCAGACCUAUUCGAAAGUUGUCCUCAGAUUUUAGAAACGUGGUCCAAAGAAUACGAGCUCCAACAGGAAGGGAAAUCUACACCAUUCGACCUAGUUGCUUUUGACAAAGCUGUUCACGAAGCAGAGGUGGCUCGAUCAGACAGACGUGUUUUAAGAAGAUUUAGAAGGAACUUACAGCGUGUCCUUUCUAUUGUUGCCACUUGA